ACUUGAAGCUGAUAAGUAUCUCUCAAAAGAAAUAUAUACUUGUCAUUCCUUUGAAACCAUUUUUGAAGAUUUUGAGAAGAUAUGAAACUAAGUGCAUGCUUAAGAACAAUGAGAGUAUGAAAUGAAAAAAAUUGGCUUUCUUCCAUUUAUAUACUUUUUGUUUCCUUUUCCAUGCAAAUAAAAUUUCUGAAUUGGCAUGCUAAAAUUCAUGCAAAACUGAAUGCUAUUUCUUCUUCAAACUCAAUGGUAAUCAAGAAGAAUUCUCUCAAUAGUAUUAACAAGACCUGCUAUAAAUUCUUACAUCAGCAAAGAAAAUUCCAGAAAACUGAAGAACUGAAAUUUCAAGGCUUUUAUAGAAGAAUAAAUAGAGGAAGACAUCCUUCCUGAUUUAUACGGCAUUGAAGCUUCAUAAAAUCAAAACAUUCAUGACAACCAAGAUGAGGUCAUUAUACCGUACUUAUUUUGUAUCGAUUUCAAGGUGUUGCUAAUAAUAUGGUGAUAGAACUAGCUUAAAAGUUCCGUCUGGCGACGAUUGCCAUUGAUACAAUUGUUACAGAAAUGCUUUCAAUGCAUCCUCCUUCUAUCUGUAUCUGGAGGUCAGAAUACCGUCCAUGACUCGGUCAACCCCAGGCUGUCAAUCAGAACAUCAGAACUUUCCCUCGGAGGAUUCGUUUCGCGCGAUAGUCGAAAGCAUUGUCUGGAGUCGCCAAUUGCGUGGCGUUCUUGGAAACUUCCCCCCUCUUUUGUCUUCGGCUCGGAUAUCGUUGCAUCUAAACAUGAACUAAUCUUUAAUCCCGAGGAGAAAACAAAUAGAAGCGUGCUUCUCCUCCAGGAAGCUCCCCGCACGAGAACAAAACCUUCACGAUAGACAAUGUUUCUGAUACAGGUUCAUUUUAUAGCUGCUGUCACCCUUCAGAAAAUCUAUUUAUAGGAAGUACCAUCAUGGCUUUGAGAACGGCGAAGACGACGGGUGGAAUAUUGUGGUUCUACCUACGCUUUCUAACACUUUUUACAGUUAGCAAAUCUACCUAUACAAAUUUGCAGCUUCAUAAACGAAUGGAUCCACUUCUACUAAAGCAGACAUUUCAUGUUGAAUCUUAUGACAAAGUUCCUCAUUACGAAGUGGUGCACGUGCGGACAUUGUCGAAGAGAAGUGCUGACGACGACGAAGUGAAACGCGUCCAUCUGUCCGCCUUCGGGCGCGACAUGCACCUCCACCUGCAGCGCAACGACGACUUUGAUGACCGACUGAAAAGCAUGAAAAUGUACCUAGCCGAGAGCACCAACAACGGCAUACAGUACAGAGAAAUGUCGACUGAGGAUGACGAUCCAGGAACAACCUAUCACGAUUUAGAUCAAAUGGCUGCUGUUACUAUUCGGCAUGGAGCGGAUGGAAAGAUUCAGAUGGAAGGUACGAUUGGAAAUGACCUGGUAGUGAAACCUGUGCCCACUGCAAUAUUGAUUCCCGAAGACGGCUUCGUGGACGACGAGAUGUUUCUUGAUGAAGAUGAAAGCUACGAGCGAAAUAGGAACAACAGCUUUUACACACAUCGUAAUAACGCUUCCAGUUCCGUUAGACAACCCUCAGUUUCUACCGCCAGGGGUGGAGCCCACUUCGUAUACAGGGGUCAGAUGAUGUCCAACGAUUCCCACAGUGACUUUUUACCGUUGGAUAACGUGCGCGGCCACUUCAACAGCCGUGCGGACACUGGGCCCAUGUACUCCCAUCGCAGCAAGAGGGCUCUGGCCUCUUCAUCCGUGUGGCCAGAAAUUCUCCUCUUGGUUGACUAUGGGAGCUUCGUUCUGCACGGUCUCAGCAGCAGACAUAUCAAGAGGUACUUUGUCAGCUUCUGGAAUGGGGUUGAUCUGAGGUACAAGGCUUUGUCAAAUCCGAAAAUCAGAAUAAGUUUAGCUGGAAUUAUUGUUGCAAAAAGCAAAGACGCCACCCCUUACCUAGAACGCAACCGACUUCCGAGUCCAAACCGGGAUGCCAUCGACGCUGCAGCAGCCCUCACCGACAUGGGCAAGUACCUUUAUUUGGAAGACCGCCUCCCGGCCUACGAUAUGGCCGUGGUCAUGACCAAACUGGACAUGUGCAGGAAACAGUUCGCAGGUGGUCGAUGCAGCAGGGGAACUGCAGGUUUUGCAUACGUUGGGGGCGCGUGUGUUGUUAAUAAAAGAUUAGAAAAGGUAAACAGCGUUGCAAUAAUUGAAGACAGUGGCGGAUUCAGCGGCAUCAUUGUAGCAGCGCAUGAAGUGGGACAUUUGCUGGGAUGUGUUCAUGAUGGCUCUCCUCCCCCAAGCUACCUGGGCGGACCAGGGGCUAGUCGCUGCCCAUGGGAAGAUGGUUUUAUCAUGUCCGAUUUGCGACAUACUGAUCGGGGCUUCCGAUGGUCCAAGUGUAGUAUCGAACAAUUCAAACAUUUUCUAAAUGGAGAAACGGCUUCUUGUUUAUUCAACUACCCGGAUGACAACAAGUUGUUGGAAAGGGAGUUACCCGGAACCAUGCUUACCCUGGACGAACAAUGUGAACGUGACAGAGGAACGCAAGCAUGCUUUAAAGACAGUCGAGUUUGUGCUCAGCUUUUUUGCUACGACAACGACUCCGGCUACUGUGUGUCGUUCCGGCCUGCAGCGGAAGGCUCUUCUUGCGGUGAUGGUCAAAUCUGCAAGAACGGAAAAUGUGUUGUGGACAACGAGAAUAUCAUCCCGGAUUACACCCACGUGACGAGAUCUAUAGUCAAUCGCGUCGACAAAGAAGUGUCCAAGCAGACGACCAGUCGGCCGCCCUCCCCAAACGUCAGCAAACCCCAAGCGCGGAACAACAGGCGGCCACACAGACCCUCCUACACAGGCAGGAACAAUGCAGUGCCUGCCCAGAAAGAUCCCACCUCCACUACCACAGCCAAAUCAGUUGCAACAGGGAAAGUUUGUGAAGACGCCGUAGAUAAACUGGCUGGAGGACUCACCUGCCAAGAAUUCCUGCAACGAUACGGAGACCGCUACUGCAGGCAUAGCUACAUGACGAAGAACUGCUGUUACUCUCACCAGAUCGUGUGUGCCAACACAUAGAUUCCUCGCAUCACUCAUUCCUUCACUGUCCAGGAUCAUCUCAUCGUACUUCCAACAUACGAAGAUGAGACAGUUUUUUAAGCCCAGAACGCACAAUUUUAUUCUGUGGGAUUUGAACGACGAAACUUUCACCAGAACACUGGCCUCAGAACGUCACCAAAUUGUGCGUUCGUUCAGACUAUUAGUAGUUCCUUACGUUCAUAAUGUGCUGUGUGUGUUGUCAGACUGAUCAUAUGUGUCGUUCAUACCGAAACAUGCAUCGUGAAAAUGCAGCGAACUUUUCGAAGCGUACCUUUGGAAUUUUUUUAAGGUACGAAAAUUAUGUGACUUUUUACUGUUUCCCCUCCCCCUUUUUUUUCUAUAUGUAACCGAAGAGUGCAGUGGCUUAUUCUUUUGUCAAUUUCAUUGAAGAGUCUUAUCAUGUCUCUGAAUAAUUGGCCUGUAAUAACUCUGAAAAAAAAUCUGAUUUUGGACAAUUUCUUUUGAGACAGGGUGUAUAUUUACAUAUUUAUUGGUAUACUGAUUUCAACUUUUUCCAGUAUUGCUUUGGUCUGUAAUCUUAUUAGAAGAAGAUUAAAUUUAAUGGAGAAAGAGUCUCAAAAGGUAGUAGCAAAAUCUUAUGGCAGAAUAUCCUGCACCUAUCAGCUGUCAAGAGAAACAUGCUAUAGAUGCAUUUUCAGGCACCCAAUUAUUCAGUAACAGUUCGAAUACGAAUCAUAUUUGAUAGAAGUUUCGCCGCUACUCUUUUAUUUCAUGUUUUAUUUUACCAAGAUUUGUUCCAAAACAACCGAGGAAUAUGCAGAAUGAACACAAAUUUAUUAGAAAUUCUGCAGCUAUAAAUCUAUCCUAGAAAUAUUAUAACGCAUAAUUUAUUUACUAAAUACAAAACAGUUAAUGAGAUAAAUGUUAAUUUAUUAUAUUCACAAAACAAUUUUUUUAUUCCUUUUUUAACAGACAGCACCUAAAUAAAGUAUUUUUUUAAAAAGAUGAAUUCUGUAUCUAGAAUUUAAAUUAAUUAGUUGAAAUUAUCCUGAUAUCAAUACUGCAAACAGAACAUUUAAUUUACAUUCACAUUCAUUCACGCUACAUUUAAUUUACAUUCACAUUCAUGAGUGCUUUUUUGAAAAUCCGAGCAGAUUCAAAUUUCUUGCAGGCUUCUUCAAAACAUUAUAGCAAGAUUAGUUAAUUAAAUCUGAUUUUUAAAAAUCAAACAUCAAAUGCUGAACCAGUAUUUGAUGUCCAAAAAUGAUUUGAUCCAUCCAAAAAAUAAACAAUAAAGGUUCGAAAAAAGUCUACAUUCCAAUCUUCAAAUUUGACAUACAAUUUGAAAAUCCUGUUUGUGUCAAACAGUAUCAGACAUUCAUUUGCAUUAUUUUGUUAUCAUCUUCAAGUUCUGUCUCCAUGUCAUAUUUAUGUAUUUCUGUUUUAAGGUUACUGUUAACAUAA
This is a messenger RNA of Argiope bruennichi, 4518 nucleotides long. RefSeq names its product A disintegrin and metalloproteinase with thrombospondin motifs like. The record is from RefSeq and is a predicted model, not a curated record. The coding region runs from base 943 to 3072 and encodes 709 amino acids. Gene Ontology annotation, biological process: proteolysis. Lineage: Eukaryota; Metazoa; Arthropoda; Arachnida; Araneae; Araneidae. Gene Ontology annotation, molecular function: metalloendopeptidase activity. The transcript is spliced from 15 exons.